GCGGCCUGGGGGGGGCAGCAGAGCGCUGCUGUGCAUAUUACACAGAGAAACAGAAGAAGAAGAAGAAGAAGAAGAAGAAGAAGAAGAAGCAGGAGACGGAGACGGAGACGGAGACGCAUCAUCCACAUCUGAGAGAUCCGCAGCACCAUCUCACAGCAGAACACACCGCGGGCAUCAUGGGAGCCGUGCUGGGACUGUGCUCUAUGGCGAGCUGGGUCCCCUGCCUGUGUGGCAGUGCCCCCUGCCUGCUGAGUCGCUGUUGUCCCAGUGGGAACAACUCCACAGUGACCCGCCUGAUCUACGCCUUCUUCCUGCUGCUGGGUGUAGCUGUGGCCUGCAUCAUGCUGAUGCCCGGCAUGGAGGGCCAGCUGAAGAAGAUUCCAGGUUUCUGUGAAGGGGGGAUGGGCUCCUCCAUCCCUGGUGUGGAGGGGCAUGUGAACUGUGAUGUGCUGGUUGGCUAUAAGGCUGUGUACCGCGUCUGCUUCGGCAUGGCCAUGUUCUUCCUGCUCUUCUCCCUGCUCAUGGUCAAAGUCAGGAGCAGUCAGGACCCCCGAGCCGCACUGCACAACGGGUUCUGGUUCUUUAAGUUUGCUGCAGCAGCUGCCAUCACCAUUGGAUCAUUCUUCAUCUCAGAAGGCCCCUUCACUACGGUGUGGUUCUACAUCGGCAUGGCCGGAGCCUUCUGCUUCAUCCUGAUCCAGCUGGUGUUACUCAUUGACUUUGCCCACUCCUGGAACGAGUCCUGGGUGGAGAAAAUGGAGGAGGGCAACUCUCGCUGCUGGUAUGCAGCUCUGCUCUCGGUCACCACUCUAAACUACGUGAUGUCUCUGGUGUCUGUGGUCCUGUUCUACGUCUACUACACCCACUCUAACGGCUGCACGGAGAACAAAGUGUUCAUCAGCAUCAACAUGCUGCUGUGCCUGGGCUCCUCCGUGCUCUCCAUCCUGCCGCACAUCCAGGAGUCCCAGCCCCGGUCCGGCCUGCUGCAGUCCUCCCUGGUGACCCUCUACACCAUGUACCUCACCUGGUCCGCCAUGACUAACGAGCCUGAUAGGAAGUGUAACCCGAGCCUUCUGGGCAUCAUCGGACUGAACAGCACCAGCCCCGCGGGGCAGGACCAUGUGGUGCAGUGGUGGGACGCCCAGGGGAUUGUGGGAUUGAUCCUUUUCCUCAUGUGUGUCCUGUACUCCAGUAUCCGUAACUCGUCCAACGCUCAGGUGAACAAGCUGACCCUCACCAGUGAUGAGUCGGCCCUGAUCGAGGACGGGCCGCAGGCUGACAGCUUUGAGGAGGGGGGAGUGAACAGGGCUGUGGACAACGAGAAGGAUGGAGUCACGUACUCCUACUCCUUCUUCCACUUCAUGCUGUUCCUGGCCUCCCUCUACAUCAUGAUGACGCUCACCAACUGGUACAGUCCUGACUCUAACUACGAGGCCAUGACCAGCAAGUGGCCCUCAGUGUGGGUGAAGAUCUCCUCCAGCUGGAUCUGCAUCGCCCUCUAUGUGUGGACGCUGGUGGCUCCUCUGGUCCUGGUCAACAGAGACUUUGACUGAAGCAGCCACUGCACUGCCCCCCCCGAAACCCCCACCAUGCCCUGCUUCAGUGUUAGUUCAGUAGGACAGUAGGUAGUCCAGCAUGCAUCAGUGCAGCUGGGGGGGCUCCUCUGCUGACCCACGCUCUGAUGUACUGCUCCCCAUGCUGUUGCCAUUGUAAAGUUUUCAGAGCUGCAUGCGUUUCCUUUAAAGCUGAUGUGACAUUAACAGUAGCUGUCUGUGUGUAACAGUGAACUCUGACUGCAGUAUUACUAAUGGGAAUGCCACUACAUGUAAACCAAGUUAGAUGGUGGUGUGUAUGAGCAGAACUCCAGCUGUGGAUCUCUGUAGCUAACUUGCACAUCACCAUGCGCAGUGUUGUGUGUGUGUCUGCAGCUUGUACAAUCACAACAAAGGCAUUCCUGCUUCCUUUGCUUCGUGUUACAUUUUGACUUUAAAUGUAAAAUAGAAAUUGGUUGUUUGAAAUUUUCUCUAAGUUAUUUGGUAGUGUUAGCAUUAGCAUGUCGUUUCUCAUGUACCUAGCAGGCACAUUGUGUAUGAUUGUCUCACCUGUGCUUUUAUCCUAAUAUAAUUUUUCUCUUGACAUGUAAAAGUAUAUUGUAUGCAGUUUAAUAAAACUGAGUAAAAGCA
Molecule: messenger RNA, 2183 nt
Organism: Trematomus bernacchii (emerald rockcod)
Lineage: Eukaryota; Metazoa; Chordata; Actinopteri; Perciformes; Nototheniidae
Gene: serinc1
Product: serine incorporator 1
Exons: 10
Coding region: 177-1553 (458 amino acids)
Cellular component (GO): membrane
Source: RefSeq, a predicted model, not a curated record